Durotheca rogersii is the source of this 2771-nucleotide messenger RNA. RefSeq lists its product as uncharacterized. The record is from RefSeq and is a predicted model, not a curated record. Gene Ontology annotation, biological process: positive regulation of transcription by RNA polymerase II. Bases 277 to 2214 code for a protein of 645 amino acids. The transcript is spliced from 3 exons. Lineage: Eukaryota; Fungi; Ascomycota; Sordariomycetes; Xylariales; Xylariaceae. Gene Ontology annotation, molecular function: transcription cis-regulatory region binding; metal ion binding.
CCCGCGAUCUCCUUCCUGACACCAGCAGCGUUCCGGGGUCCCGUCCAUUCCGGACCCCUCAAAUCGCCGGCCGAUUGACAACCGAACCGCUUCGUCGCUGUUAAACUAUUUCGAGCUCGAUACUGUGCUUGAUGGGUGGACCGUUGUUCUCAUCAACACCUACUCUUUACUCCCCCGUGUCUUCCUGCUGACCAAUACGCACCAUCACCUGGAUGCUGUCGAGCCGUUGUCGUCGCCAUCGGCCAAGCCCUCUUUACCUCCGCGGCUACGUUCAUCAUGAGCUCUGGCCCGUCGAAUCUGGGAGGCAAAUCCCUAUCGUCCUCGACGCCGCAUGCCCCGAGCUCCCAACCCAUCUCCGUCCCCACCGCGAGCUUCGAGUCCAACUCCCGCCGCUCCGGCCCGUCGAACCUGUCAUCCCCGAAUUCGGCGCCGAGGAAGGGACAAGGGUUGAGGAAGCAGCACCGGAACCAGCGAAGGCCAUUGAGAGACGCUGGCCAGCCGGACGAGGAUGACGCGAUGGACGAGAUCCGGGCCAUCCGAAACGCCUCAAGCCGCCGAGGGCAGACCUCUAUCACCCACCUUCUGAACUACUCCGUCUCCGCGCGCCACUAUCACGACUACCCAAGGUCAAAUCGCAGACACCCCACUUGGGGACCGGGCUCUGGUAGCCACUCGGUCGACAAGGCUAGGUUCGUUCACGCCAACUAUCGUUUCGUGGUUUCGCCGACCGGGGACUACUCAUCCCAAGCUGUCGACGCCGAUAAGUAUCUCGAGUGGUCCGAUGUGCUCCAGAUAAUCGCCUCUGCUGAGUCCCAGAGCACCUCGUGCCCCAUCUGCCUCUCCGACCCGGUGGCGCCACGAAUGGCGCGUUGCGGCCACAUAUUCUGCUUACCGUGUCUGCUGCGUUUUAUGAACUCGACGAAUGACGACGAGCCGAACCCGCGAAAGGAGGUGCGAUGGAAGAAAUGCCCUAUUUGCGAAGAUUCGUUCCGACUCUCCGAGAUCAAGCCGGUGCGCUUUUACGCCGGUCAAGAGAACCCUCUGCCGACGCCAGGGCAAGACGUCGUGCUAAGGUUGAUGGUGCGCGACUCGAAAUCUACCCUGGCUCUUCCGAACGAAGGAGGCCCGGACGUAGCAAACUUGGGAGAAGACAUUCCUUGGCACUUCGCCGCUAACGUGAUGGAUUAUGCUCGGAUCAUGAAGGGAACAAGCAGCUACCUCGUGAGCCAGUACGAUAGGGAGGUAGAGGACUUGCAGCGUCAAGCACAGGAAGACGUAUUCCAGUUCGGGGUUGAGGAUGGAGACUGGACCCAGCGGGCCAUUAAUGCCAUCAAUACUGCAAAGGAAAAGGUGCAGGCCCAGCCGAACGACGAGGGGCUGACAUCGUCGAUGAGCACCCUCAAAGCGAAGCAGCCGGCCGGCCAAAAGUUUUAUUUCUACACGGCACCUCCACACCUCUAUCUUUCGCCUCUAGAUAUUCGGAUUUUGAAGACUAUGUUUGGCGAUUUCUCAAAUUUCCCCUCGACCCUGCUUCCGUGCGUCGAACAUAUCUCGACCGGCCACGUGGUGGACGAUGCUUUGAGAAAGCGAGCCAAGUAUCUAGGGCAUCUUCCCCACGGUUGCGUUGUGAGCUUCCUCGAGUGCGACUGGACGGACAUAGUGCACUCGAACGUCCUGGAAACGUUCUCGGGCGACUUGGAGCGUCGCCGCAAGCUACAUCGCGAUAAGGCGGCACAAGAAGAACGCGAAAGGCUCCAGGCCGAACGCCUCGAGGCCUCGGCCAUCGGUCGCAGUACUCGACGGCACUUUGACGAGAGUAACGAGGGCAGGUUUGAGCCUACACCUGUCAUGAACUCGGAUGAUUUCCAGCCACUUGUUGCGGUGGAAGGCACAGCUGGUACAACACCUCCGAAACCCCGUCCGGGAUUCGGGCACCUAGCGGAAAUGUCGACCAGUCCGUCGACCUCGAAGACCGUAUGGGGAACGCGGGCAAUUCCUGCGUCGCCCGAAUUGGCCCCUGUGCCGGAGCGCGAAGUCCACGACGGAUGGCUCAAAGCGGAAGAAUUCCUGGGGGUACAUAUGGAGGCUCUCAACCUCGACGCUGAUAGCGCCGGCCCAAGCGACGGGACUGGCACUGGUGGUGGCGGUGGUAAGAAGAAGAAGAAGAAGCAGAAGAUUACAUUGAUGAGUACGGGGAGUCGACAUUGCGGUUGAAGAAGCAUGCGGGUCUCAGCUGUCGCCGGACUUAUGCCUUUCUUCACUGCCCUAUCCAUCGGUUCCAAAAUUGGGCAUUAUGGCAGCUUUUGUUUCGAUUGGAUUGUCCUUCAACCGUGGAAUGCGCCCUACAUGAAUGGAGCUGGUCAGCUUCGCAUUCUCAAGUCGAAAAAAGCAGGUGAAAGGAAGGCCGUGACGGCUAGACAGUGAGGAGAAUUCUGGUUCGGCCGAAGUCUCCACUCCGCGUCCCAACGGUAGAUUCUGAAGGGAACAUGACGGCACGGCAGCAAGGCGUAUAUAAACUUGGUAGCGAUCUAUUUGACAUCAACGGCAGCCCGCCGGGGGAACGCGUUAUCAGAUAUAUCUCUGAGAUUACCGGCCCUUGUAUAAACUCAUAUCAAUACGUUGACUAAGUGAUAGAUAGACCUAGGCAUAUUUUUCUGUAUGGAAAAGGAGAGAAGAGAUGGAAUUGGGUGGCCCGGCUUGACUGGCUUAUCUCUCUCUUAUCUCGGACCCCGCUGUCAUUAUAAAUAAAUACCUACCUGCUUGCCUGUCUA